This is a messenger RNA of Anoplopoma fimbria (sablefish), 950 nucleotides long. RefSeq names its product glutamyl-tRNA amidotransferase subunit C (gene gatc). Gene Ontology annotation, cellular component: glutamyl-tRNA(Gln) amidotransferase complex; mitochondrion. The record is from RefSeq and is a predicted model, not a curated record. Lineage: Eukaryota; Metazoa; Chordata; Actinopteri; Perciformes; Anoplopomatidae. Gene Ontology annotation, biological process: regulation of translational fidelity; mitochondrial translation; glutaminyl-tRNAGln biosynthesis via transamidation. Gene Ontology annotation, molecular function: glutaminyl-tRNA synthase (glutamine-hydrolyzing) activity. The transcript is spliced from 5 exons. Bases 171 to 704 code for a protein of 177 amino acids.
CCCAUGAGUUCUAGCUCCCCUGGACUAGCUACGAGGUUAGCUAGAUGUAUGCUAGUUUAGACCUAUAGACAGUCUAAGACCUAAACCACAGCAAUGAUCAUCAUGGCGAGUGAUUAAAUACUAAGUUUUUGGAAAAUACGAGCGUAUCUGGUUACCUAAUUGUCCUGAAAAUGUCAUUGUUUAGUAUCGCUGCUAGACAGUCAGUGAAAAGCUAUUCAUUUAACCUGUUAACAAACCAGGGAUACUCGGUAAUAAACGUGGAGAGAUACACCACAAAUGCAACGCGUCUGUUAAGCUCUCAACCACGUCACUGCAAGGUACCAGAGGUCGCUACAUGGGAACUAAUAGCAGAGGACCAGCUUCCUCCGCCUGCAUAUAUCCCUGCUGAUCUGGUGGACAAACUGGAGCGACUGGCCUUGGUUGAUUUCCGCACCAAACAGGGACUGGCCUGUCUGGAGAAAGCUAUACGAUUUGCUGAUCAGCUUCAUGUUCUUGACACGUCAGGGGUUGAACCAAUGGAUUCAGUUCUGGAGGACACGGCAUUAACACUGAGGGAUGAUGCCGUGAUGGAAGGGGACUGCGCCGAAAAACUCCUACAGCUCUCCAAAAACACAGUUGAAGAAUAUUUUGUGGCACCACCAGGAAAUAUCCCUCUACCAAAGAGGGAGGAGAGGGCCACCAUGCUGAAACACUCAGAAUUAUGACAUCUAUUACUAAUUUGUUCUCAUUGAUUGUGUAAAAUAAAAACCUGCUGGAAAAUGGGUUAAGAUUUGUUAUUUUUCAGUUUCAUUUCACAGCUGCAGUAUUGAUAAAUGUUGUUUUUGUUUCAGUAUCAUUUUUUUGAAAGUGUGAGUGAGCAGUGUGUUGGCAACCUGUGACAUGAGGGGAUUCACUGCGAUGGCAGUACAUUGUUUUAAAUUGUGAUUUACAUUAUGAUCUUUAGAGUGUGU